Aaosphaeria arxii CBS 175.79 is the source of this 2259-nucleotide messenger RNA. RefSeq lists its product as uncharacterized. The record is from RefSeq and is a predicted model, not a curated record. The transcript has a single exon. Lineage: Eukaryota; Fungi; Ascomycota; Dothideomycetes; Pleosporales. The coding region runs from base 124 to 2004 and encodes 626 amino acids.
CCCCCAAACUUCAGCCCCGCCCUGCGCCUCUCACUCAGCCUUCUUCCCCUUCUUCUCUUCCUUUUCAUAUCAGGCUAUGGCAAUGCCUUCGACGAAGCACUUUUUCUGCUCUUCAGAAUCGCAAUGUCUGGCAUCGAGGUUGCUGGGCUUGCCAUAGGCAUAGUACCAAUUGUUGUCGAGAUCAUCAAGUCGUUCCAAACCACCAAAGACCGCCUCAAAACCUUCACGCACCAUGCUCAGGUCGUCUACGAUGUACAACUUCGCUUUCGUGUCGCAGCAACGAACUUCGCCAACGACUGCCAACUGUUGUUAAAGGCUGUGGUCGAAGAUGCCAGUGAAUUGUCAGAAAUGAUAGUAAAUCCGAAGCAUCAAGGUUGGAAAGCUCCGUCGCUAGAGGACAACUUUCGCCGUUUCUUGGAACGAGAUUAUGAGCUCUGCGAGGCAGUCGUGGUGCGUGUCCGCGAUGUGCUGCGAGAGACACAGUCCCAACUGGCCGAGUUAAGCAGGAGCGAUACCGAAACCUCCAGAUUGAGAAACCUACAACAAGCGUUUAACAUUACACUCAAAGAGAACCAGUAUCGAAAAUGGUUGGACGAAUUAGACCAGUGGAAUGUUAAGCUUGGAAAUCUACGCGCCCAACGUUGCAAAUUGAAGAAACGUCGACCUCACCGCCUCGAUGCCACCGUCCGAAGGAGUGUACCAAGGCACUAUACCGACAUUCAUACUGCUUCACAGGGGCUGUACGAGACCCUACAGAAGUCGUGGUCAUGUACCAAUGCCUCACACGUGGACCAUCAGGCAAAAUUGUCAUUAGACGCACAAGCUGACUACGGGACUGCACGAUUAGAUGUCGUCAUCGCAUGUCGCAGGAGGGACUCAGUGCAAGGUCGAAAAGGAUCGGCCGAGCCUCCCAUAUGGUUACAUGUUCAGUCCGUCACCUCGAGUGCUACAACAACGGGGCCUGUUGAAAAGCUACCAGCCAUUGCGGGCGUUCUCUCCGAGUCACUACGUGUCGAGCAGCAUUCACUGGACCCUGCACCGCCCAAAGCUCCCACGAAACUAAGAAAGAAAGCAUUAAAGCGAGUACAUUUCGAUGAACCCUCCGCCUCCACCUCGACAGAGGAUUCAGCGUCGACAGCGAACUUGGCGAAAGCGGCAUUCAGAAGCAGCGUCGGGCCCAUGAUGUCGCUAAAUUCACAAGCGCUUUCCUUUGCGAUGCAAAACCUAAGGGCAACCCAAAGCUUUUGCUGUCAUCUGAGCAACGCAUGUCUAUCAACCAGCCACCAUGAUCCAUGUUUAGGUUAUUUGGAGACUCAGGAGGCGCUCAACACAUCCAAAUUCAUCUUCUACGAUGCCGUGAGACACAGUGAGACAGAAGCAGCGAAGAGGAUAUCCCGCAAAGAUUCAAACCCAAUCACAAGCAUACUGGAAAAGCUUCAAGUUCUGCAUCAACUCACGAUGGCACACAAACUAGCAGUCGCGACACUGCAGUACCAUUCCACCUCCUGGCUCGCUCCUGACUGGGAUCUCCACGACGUUUCUUGCUUUGACGACCCAAGCCACACCACUGACGAUGACAUCGCUCGAUCUCUCCAAACCCUACACCUCAGCACCCAAUUCCCACCCUCAAGAUCAACUCCACUAGGUCGAAAACGCCACGAUCACAACCAGCUGAGAUACCUCUAUGGCAUCCGCAACCUAACCCUCGCAAAGCUAGGCGUGGCUCUUCUCGAAAUCGGCCGCAAGAAGGACAUCACCAGCCUCAGCACUGACGAAAUGCCUCACUGCGUGAUCAGCGCCCGGAAACUCCUCGCAGAGGAUCCGUCAUCCCUAGCCUCGCUUGGAAAGAGGUACAUUAAGAUGGCUCGCCAGUGCAUCGACUGCGACUUCUCGUGCGGCGACGAUCUUACCGAGGAGGAGUUGAGGAGUGCGGUGUAUACGGACGUCGUCUGUGUUCUAGCAGACAUGAUUGGGGAUUGGAAACAGUUCCUUGGGAUCAAGUAGACGCCUUUUUGGAUAUUUUUCCCUUUAUGGCAUUCCCACACACGUACGCGUGGUGGUGUAGAUGAAACGACUUCAUGUACUAUAUAAUGAUAAUAUACCGUCACUACAUACCGCCAGGUCGACUCGGCCUUGGUAUCCUGCACCUAGCAGCAACACAUGGUCCUUUCGAUUAGUGACGCAUCUCCUGUGAGAUCUUUUUAACUAUACAUCAACAUUCUCUAAGUACUCACUCGACUACGACAACAAAAUAGAUGU